Molecule: messenger RNA, 1149 nt
Organism: Colletotrichum aenigma
Lineage: Eukaryota; Fungi; Ascomycota; Sordariomycetes; Glomerellales; Glomerellaceae
Exons: 1
Coding region: 1-1149 (382 amino acids)
Source: RefSeq, a predicted model, not a curated record
AUGGCUGAAUUCGUGUUGGAACAUGACGAAACGGACGGAAUUGACGAUUUCUUUCGAGAAUUCAAAGAGCGAGUGUCUGGGACAAACUCCAUUGACUUUGACUCCACUUUCGCAACGAAACAAGGAUACGCUGCUCUGGUGACCGACACCGAGAUUGCCAUCAACCGCUGCACCCUCAACUGGUGCAAGCUGUUUUACACAUACCUGCUACAUUGGGCGCUGGCAAUGCUAAAUGGCAGCCCAGGGGCGAGACUUUACCUCUCUCUCAAGUCACUGCUCGACAAAAAGGAGGUUGCUGAUGACACAAUGGCGGUAAACCAUGCGCUGUGGCAGGCCAUCACUGCAUUUAAUCAUCCAGUUGAGAUGCAAAAGGCGAUGACCCGGUCGGACACAUUUCAAUCUCCCACGGGUUACCCAACACGACCUGACACGAAGCUGCCAGCAAAAUCAGAAGAGAAAAGACUGGUGUACCCUCCACCACAGACGCAGAAACAUUUGGUCAAGUUGUCACCACACCGAUCUCCGCAGAGCCAGCCACUGCCAUCAACUCAACCGCCACGUACCCAAUCAUCAUCGACUGUUGCACAUCCAAGUGAACCGUUGCCUACAACGGAAUUAUCUGAUAAAGCAGAAGGAAAACGACCGAUGCGACCUCAGUCACCAGCAGGUGAAGGACCGGCAUUUGACGAUAAGCUGGAACGGUUUAUAUCACAGCAUCCGGAGAAGGCUGCAACUGCAUCACCACUCAAGAAAAUCCGAACGGGCACGGGAACCCAAAAGGAUGUGAGAGGAACGCCUGCUGAAGUUAUCGAUAUGCAGAGAUCUACAGUGGUCUCUGGAUUUCAACCAAUCAACGCAUCAAGGACAAGCAGUCGAUCUGCCAAGGACAUACGACGGGUUCCUCCACAAGAGACUAGGAGAUUUGCACCUGUGAGGGCUUCGAGCUCCUCAUACUCCUCAGAAUCAUUGAACAGUGAGGGAAAUGGAUCGAAAAGAAGGCAACCGCAACGGCAGGCUUCCCAACGACCUACCUAUGAUCUGGAAUUGCCAGCCGAAUAUGAGAGUACCUUGAGGCGGAAGAGACGAUUGUCGUCUACUGAUGACUCGGACUACAGCCCACCUCCGUAUAUGUCUGGAGGGUUGACGUGA